AUGGGUGCCUCAAUAUCCAAGAUGAUGAACAAGAUCUUCGGAUCCAAGGAGAUGCGGCUAUUGAUGCUGGGCCUUGAUGCCGCCGGAAAGACCACAAUUCUCUACAAGCUCAAGCUCGACCAGGACGUCACCACUAUCCCCACCGUCGGCUUCAACGUCGAGACCGUCACCUACAAGAACACAAAGUUCAACGUCUGGGAUGUCGGCGGCCAGGACAAGAUCCGUCCGCUGUGGAGACACUACUUCUCUGGUAUGUUGGGUCGCGACGGCACGGUACCGGGAACCCAGGGCCUUAUCUUCGUCAUUGACUCCAACGACCGCGACCGCAUCGACGAGGCGAAGACGGAGCUCACGCGAAUCAUCCAGGACAGGGAAAUGAAGGAUGCGCUUCUGCUGGUGUUUGCGAACAAGCAGGAUCUGAACGGAGACCGCCUCGAGUUAGGGAAGAUUGCCAAGGACCAUGUAUGGAAAGUCGAGCCCAGCUGCGCGACAACAGGCGAGGGCAUCUUUGAGGGAUUGGCAUGGCUAUCCAACAACGUCAAACUCCCCGCUGGCAGCAAAUAA
Molecule: messenger RNA, 564 nt
Organism: Parastagonospora nodorum SN15
Lineage: Eukaryota; Fungi; Ascomycota; Dothideomycetes; Pleosporales; Phaeosphaeriaceae
Exons: 5
Coding region: 1-564 (187 amino acids)
Biological process (GO): vesicle-mediated transport; intracellular protein transport
Cellular component (GO): cytoplasm
Molecular function (GO): GTP binding; GTPase activity
Source: RefSeq, a predicted model, not a curated record